AUGCUGCUUCUACCAUUUCAAUUGCUAGCUGUUCUCCUCCCAGGCGCUGACAAUGAGGAUGAUUUCCAGGGACCAACUUCUCUCCAUGUCAUCUGGAUUUCAUCAUUUGCCAACAGAACCUGGGCACAAAGCCAGCUUUCAGGCUGGUUGGAUGAUUUGCAGAUUCACAGCUGGGACAGUGACUCAGGCACUAUCAUAUUCCUGAAGCCCUGGUCCAAGGGAAACUUUAGUGAAGAGAAGGUUGCUGAGCUGGAGGAACUAAUCCAAAUCCAGUUACGUAGAUUUAUACGAGAUGUACAGGCACAUGCCAGUGAAUUCCAGCUGGAAUAUCCCAUUGAGAUCCAGGGCAUAGCAGGCUGUGAGCUACAUUCUGGGGGAUCCAUAGUAAACUUCUUCAGUCUCGCUAUAGAAGGACUAGAAUUCAUGAAACUUGUCAAUGAUACCUGUAUACCUUCACCAGAAUGGGGCAGAAGGGCCCAGCAGAUCUGCACACGAGUCAUGGAAUAUCAUGCUUUCGAUGUUACUUGGAAGAAGCUCCUGUUAGAAACCUGCCCCCUAUUUCUCUUGAGCGUCCUGGAUGCAGGGAAGGCAGAGCUGCAAAGGCAAGGGAAGCCCGAGGCCUGGCUGUCCAGUGGCCCCAGUCCCGGGCCUGGCCGUCUGCUACUGGUCUGCCAUGUCUCAGGAUUCUACCCAAAGCCCGUGUGGGUGAUGUGGAUGCAGGGUGAGCAGGAGCAGCCGGGCACUCAGCACAGUGACCUCCUGCCCAAUGCAGACUGGACAUGGUAUCUCCGAGCCACCCUGGAUGUGGAGUCUCGGGAAGCAGCAGGCCUAUCCUGCCGGGUGAAGCACAGCAGUCUAGAGGGCCAGGACAUCGUCCUCUACUGGGGACAACCCACCUCCAUUGCCUUAAUUUGUUUGGCAGUAUUAGUGCCCUCCUUCAUCCUUUUGCUGUGCUUUGCAUUGUGUUAUAUAAAGCGCCGGUGA
Molecule: messenger RNA, 984 nt
Organism: Otolemur garnettii (small-eared galago)
Lineage: Eukaryota; Metazoa; Chordata; Mammalia; Primates; Galagidae
Product: T-cell surface glycoprotein CD1b-like
Exons: 5
Coding region: 1-984 (327 amino acids)
Biological process (GO): positive regulation of T cell mediated cytotoxicity; antigen processing and presentation, endogenous lipid antigen via MHC class Ib; immune response
Cellular component (GO): external side of plasma membrane
Molecular function (GO): exogenous lipid antigen binding; endogenous lipid antigen binding; lipopeptide binding
Source: RefSeq, a predicted model, not a curated record